Arachis ipaensis is the source of this 1437-nucleotide messenger RNA. RefSeq lists its product as uncharacterized. NCBI's taxonomy places the organism in Eukaryota, Viridiplantae, Streptophyta, Magnoliopsida, Fabales, Fabaceae. The record is from RefSeq and is a predicted model, not a curated record. Gene Ontology annotation, molecular function: RNA-DNA hybrid ribonuclease activity; nucleic acid binding.
AUGUUAAUCGAUUCUGCAGCUGGGAAUGAAAUACUCAGUUUCAUGGACAGUUAUUCUGGAUAUAACCAAAUUUUCAUUGCUGAAGAGGAUGUAGCUAAAAAUGUCUUUCGUUGUCCUGGGGCAUUAGGUACAUAUGAAUGGGUAGUUAUGCCUUUUGGUUUGAAAAAUGUUGGGGCAACAUAUCAAUGGGCAAUGAAUGCUAUUUUCCAUGAAUUUAUUGGAAAAUUUAUGGAAGUGUAUAUCGAUGAUGUUAUGGUUAAAUCGAUUUCGGUGAGUCGGCACAUUGAUCAUUUAAGGAGAGCAUUCCUUACUAUGAGGAAGAAAGGCUUAAAGAUGAAUCCUUUGAAAUGUUCUUUUGGUGUAUCGGCUGGAAAUUUUUUGGGUUUUGCUGUUCAUAAAAAAGGAAUUGCCAUCGACAAAAAUAAAGCAGAUGCGAUAUUGGCAUUGUCUGCACCUAAAUCGAAGAAAGAAGUACAAUCCUUCUUGGAACAUCAGUUGGCGUUUGACUCGAUUAAGACUUACUUGUCUAAAGCCCCGAUUAUGGCGAAUCUUCGACCAUCUGAACCCUUAAAAUUAUAUAUUGCAGCAUCUGAAAAUACUAUAGGGCAUAUGUUAGCCCAAGAUGAUGAAAACGGGCAUGAGCGGGCAGUUUAUUACCUUAGUCAAGUUUUAACUGAUAUCGAGACGAGCUUCCCGAUGUUGCGCGGACGAUUGGAAAAAUGGAUGCUAGCAUUAACAGAGUUCGAUCUACAAUAUGUCCCAGCCAAGGCUGUAAAAGGACAGGUCAUUGCAGACUUUCUUGUAGAUAAUUCGAAAGAUCUAAAUGACCAGGGGGCAAAUGUAAUCGAAGUGAAAGUCGAUUAUUGGAAGUUGUAUUUUGAUGAGUCAAAACAUAAAGAUGGCGCAGGAGUUGGAAUUUUAAUUGUUUCACCAGAAGGAAUUCCAUCAAAAUUUUUAUUCGAAAUAAAAUAUCCUUAUUCGAAUAAUGAGGCAGAGUACGAAGCUUUGAUUUUGGGCCUCAAAAUCUUAAUUAAUAAGGGAGUUUCGGAAGUUCAGAUAUUAGGGGAUUCCCAGUUGGUUUUGAAGCAGUUAUCGAAAGAAUUUAAAUGUAAUAAUGAGAGAUUACAAAAGUAUUUGACAACUGCUUGGGAGUUGUUAACUUCUUUUCAAAAAAUUUCUUUGGUUCAUAAUCCAAGGAUUCAAAAUGAAAUGGCUAAUGAAUUAGCCCAAAUUGCUUUGAAGUACAAAAUCGGCCCAGGAACCCUUGAGACAUUGGCAGGUAUUCAUCAGAUUUUAGUACCUGCAGGUGAAAGAGAAGUUUUGUGUGUUGAUGAGUGGGAGGAUAUUGAUUGGAGGAAGCCUAUUGCUCAGUACUUGAAAGAUCCCAGUAUCCCAGUUGAUAGAAAGAUGAAAUUGCGAGCAACGAAUUUUGUUUAA